Adelges cooleyi (spruce gall adelgid) is the source of this 1052-nucleotide messenger RNA. RefSeq lists its product as uncharacterized. NCBI's taxonomy places the organism in Eukaryota, Metazoa, Arthropoda, Insecta, Hemiptera, Adelgidae. The transcript has 13 exons. The coding region runs from base 25 to 846 and encodes 273 amino acids. The record is from RefSeq and is a predicted model, not a curated record.
AAUCAAGUACCUUUUGAGAUAAUAAUGAAACUCUUCAGUUUAUUAAUAUCUUUUCUAUUCCUUGCGGGUGUUUUGGCAGAUGAUGAGUCGGAUUAUAUGGAUAAUGUUUUGAGUUCAACUGCAGUCUUCAGAAUUGUUUAUUUUAAGAAUGGCAUAGAUACUAUAGAUGGUAGACGUGGAUUAAAUGGUUUGGAAUAUAUUAUUGAGGCAAUGGUUGAUGAUAUCAAUAAUCAAUAUGCUUACGAGAAUUUCUGCAAAAUUAAUUUUUUGAUCGCUGUACCGGAAGCAAGAGAUAUUUUAUCCCAUGUAGCGGAUCCGCAGCCAUCGCAAAUUUCAGGUCAAACAGAUCUUCAUUUAAAUCAAACGCAAAAAGCCAAUUUAUUUCUCGAUCAUAUGAUACGAUUCAUAGGUGCAGCACUUAUUGAAAGAUAUAGAGUGAAAUUAACUUACGCUACUAGUUUUGGAACUUUGAAAGAAAUUGCAAACGAGACAAGAAAAUUUGUCGUUCCAACUUUAAGAAAUGUUAUUAGACGUCGUUUAUUGGGUGAACCUGUGGAGCGUGUAAAUGAUCAGGCCUCUUUACUACCAAAUUGUCGUUUGCUAGGAUUGUACUUGAGUACCCAAUCUCCAGAAUUAUACAUAAAAGAAGUUAGGAUUGAGUCAACUAGCCGUACAUGUAUCUUUAAGGAUAAAAAUGACACCCAAAUAAGAUACAGGAAAUUCGGUGCCACGUGGUCAAAAAUAAACGCAGAUGACCAACCAGGAGAAUCACUCGAGGAUUUGUUACAACGUGGACAGCCACAAAAUCUACCCACACCUUCCGAAUACACUAUAUUUGUUCCGUAAAAUAAUAUUAUUAUUUUCCUUAUUAUUGUCACUUUUUCGUUAUACCUAAAAUAUAUACAUAUAAUUAAGCUGACCGGGAAAAAACGGUUGGUGGAUUUUUUCAAUAACGUAUUCCACAUAAUACAUUUUUAUGUACAUAAUAUUGUACGCUAAUUUCUGUUUUACGUCAUGUCUACCAAUAAUUUUUGCAAAAAUAUAGUGGACCA